This is a messenger RNA of Sabethes cyaneus, 2207 nucleotides long. RefSeq names its product myoneurin-like. The record is from RefSeq and is a predicted model, not a curated record. Gene Ontology annotation, molecular function: zinc ion binding; RNA polymerase II cis-regulatory region sequence-specific DNA binding; DNA-binding transcription factor activity. Lineage: Eukaryota; Metazoa; Arthropoda; Insecta; Diptera; Culicidae. Gene Ontology annotation, biological process: regulation of transcription by RNA polymerase II. The transcript has 5 exons. Gene Ontology annotation, cellular component: nucleus. Bases 150 to 2207 code for a protein of 685 amino acids.
CGUAAAUAAAUAACAUUCGAGUGUUUAUCAAGUUAUUUUCUCUGUUUUUGUGGUAGAAUUUUAACUUCUUGUUUAAGUUAUGUAGCCACUGGCAGUGGCAAUCGAACUUAGUAAGGUAGAAAUUGUUGCAUUAUUCGAUCAGUGCUCAAAUGUCGCUGAAUCCAGAAUGGAACAUUACAUGCCGGAUAUGCCUGCGUGAGGGAGAAUUCCGAUCGUUGUUCGAGAUUUGUCCGCGGUCGAGACUAAGCUACUGCACGAAGGUGAUGCAGUGCAGCAGUGUCGUAAUCCGGCGGAACGAUUCACUACCGGAGCUUAUUUGCGCCGAGUGCAUUCGCGAGCUGGACGUGGCCUAUCGGUUUCGAAUUAACUGCGAGAGUUCCGAUGCAAUCCUGCAAUCGUACCGCGAAGCCACGGUUGAUGUUAAAACAGACGAGAUGGAUGAUAAUUCGAACUGUUCCUCGGAGAUUCAGAUUCCGAUCAGUUCGGAUGUUAUGUACAGCUAUAAGCCACCGUCAGGAUUGAACGUUAAAUUGGUUUCCCGGGAAAAAGCGGUACUUCGGGAAAACAACGGAGAGACGGUCAUCUUCGAACGUCCCCGGGCUGAGUUUAUGCCGUCCGGAGCGGAAAAACGUGAUUGUGACGAAACUUCCACCGGUGACGAGCCGGAAUCACCGCCGUCGGAUGACGACGAUGUGGAUUCGUUGAUAACGUAUGACGAUGAUCUGCCGCCUUUAACGUUCCGGACUGGGAGCAUUGACGCAGAGCAGCAGCAGCAGUGCACGAACGAAGCAAAUACAGCGCGGCGGUCAGACUUGAUCAACGAGUUAGAAACUCCCGACAUGGAAAAGCCACCGGACGACAGCAGUGUAGAUAUUUUCUUCAACGCAGAACUGGUGUACGUCGACAAGGAAGACGAUCUACUGGACCAACUCGCGAGCAUAAAGCGCGAGGAUGACGAAGACGAUUGGGAAGUUAUUUGCGACGAAGAAGAUAGUAAAGAAUAUUUUAGAAAGCUUCCGCAAGCGGAAGCACCGACAGUUCAACCCACGACUGGGUUGACCUCAAUGCGUGUUCAGUCGAAUAUUGCGCCAUCGAAUUUAAUCAAAACCAUCCAAACUAUUCGGAAGGCAAAUGUGCCGAACGAGGAGAAACCUACGAUCGAGAACAUUAUCACGAAGCCUGGUCCGGACGGUUCGCUGGAGACGGUAAUACGUGUGAAGCGAAACUUGAAAACCGUCAAGCAGCGGCACGUAUGUAAGCUGUGCCAACGGUCGUACAAGUACAAGCACGCGCUGGAGACCCAUUUGAGGAGACACCGGGGGGACAAACCGUACAAGUGUACGCACUGCGAGAAGGCUUUCGUGGUACCGUUCGAGCUGAGACGACACAUGCGGACGCAUACGGGAGCUAAACCGUACAAGUGUAAAUAUUGUGAACGACAAUUUUCUGAUUUUGGCAGUAAAAUCAAACACGAACGAACGCAUACAGGAGAAAGACCUUACAGCUGUGAUGUUUGUGACAAAAGUUUCACUUACUCACACGUGCUGAACAGUCACAUGUUAAUCCAUACUGGGAUUAAGAAAUACUCCUGCCCAGACUGUGGAAAGCGAUUCACAAAAUCGCAUCAUUUGAAGGCGCAUUUGAAUACGCAUGUAAGGACGGUAAGCGGUAGCAAUGUUAGUGGCAAAAGUGUGCUAAAAGUUGCCAAUAGAAUCAGCAGAAACGGUAAUAAAAACCCGUCACAGAGCACAAACAUCGUCAUUGCCGAUAAACUGGAGCAAGCUGACCAGCAACGAAGCACGGUCGAUCAGCAGUUGAUCACGGUCGAAGAGGCAAUGGAAAACCGAAGUGCCGACUUCGGUUUGGAGGACGAUCCGAACAGCCUGGCGGAUGGCAGCAGUCCCUUCGGGCAGCUGGUGAACAUUAGCGACUACAUGAUGUCGGCCAAAGGCUGCAGCGAAACGGCAUCGAUCGGUGCCAUAAUGUCGGCCGACGACGACGAGCAUGAUGAUGAUGAUGACGGUGAUGGGAAUGAUACGGCCGUCGCCGCCUCCGCCGUUGGCACCGCCGGACCGGAUGCCAUCGGUGCGGAGGAGGACGAUGAUGACGAUCCACUGCUGAAUGUGGUGACUGUGUUGACCGCCAACCAGGUGGCCAGUCUGGUCGAUGGGGGGGACUACGGCAGUAUACGGAUCGUGAAUGGGUAA